AUGCCGCGAGAGAAUCAGGCCCUGAUCGACGUCGAGGGAGUUGAAUUCGUCUGCAUUUCAUGUGACGAGCGUGAAUUUGACUCCGAACAAGCAUUGCUCCAGCACUGUCAAGCCGCGCGUUGUCACAAAGACGAAUGGUGUGACAGGUGCCAAUGGUUGUUUAUCUCCACAGAGGCUCACGAACAACAUACCCGGGACUCGCAGAACCAUUGGGUCUGUCCAAAAUGCGGCACCGACGAACCCGAAGAAAGCAGUCUUCGCGCUCACAUGGAAACCAAACAUUCCUUCUGCUACGACUGUCAGGUAAACGUUGCCGGUGUAUCGAAACAUCGCGUCCAGUUCCACAAUCGAUGCCCUAUAUGUAAUGAGGAGUUUGCGAAUGAAAACGAAGUUCGUAUGCACGCGAAGAUCCACACGCCUCGUCAAAACAAGUGCUACGGCUGCGAACGUAAAUUCAAAAGCCCCUCCGGUAUCCUCAUCCAUCUCGAGUCGACGACCUGUGAUUCCGAGGUUACCCAGGUCGAUAUCGAUCAAUGGGCUUUCAGCUGCCGCCGGAGCAACCUAUACACUAACGGCUGGGACGAUGAGUUCAGAUACCGGUGUCCGGGCUGUGACGACAGCUUCCCAAAAGUCAGUGGAUUGUUUCAGCACGUCGAGACGGCGGCAUGCGGUGCAGGUUACAAUGGCAUUCUGAAGAAAUUGACGACAUACAUCAAGCGGCAGGUUCAAAAUGUGUUGGAAUGA
This is a messenger RNA of Fonsecaea pedrosoi CBS 271.37, 744 nucleotides long. RefSeq lists its product as uncharacterized. The coding region runs from base 1 to 744 and encodes 247 amino acids. Gene Ontology annotation, cellular component: nucleus. Gene Ontology annotation, molecular function: DNA-binding transcription factor activity, RNA polymerase II-specific; RNA polymerase II transcription regulatory region sequence-specific DNA binding. Gene Ontology annotation, biological process: regulation of transcription by RNA polymerase II. The transcript has 2 exons. Lineage: Eukaryota; Fungi; Ascomycota; Eurotiomycetes; Chaetothyriales; Herpotrichiellaceae. The record is from RefSeq and is a predicted model, not a curated record.